ACACAUAAAAUACAGUCUAAAACUUCUUGACUUCUAACUUCCAUCAUACAAAAUGAUAGACUCAGACUUUAGGACGAAUCCACGACAUGCAGGACCUAAAGAGCAUUUAACAAUUGUCAUAAAGCUCGGUACAAGUUCUAUAGUAAACGACGAUGCAACCCAUCUUCCAAAAAUAGCACUCUUAUCGAGUAUCGUUGAGACUGCAGUAAGUUUGAUAAGGGCCGGUCACAGGGUUGUCAUUGUAUCUUCCGGUGCUAUUGGCGUUGGUUUAAAGAGAAUGGAUAUGGCUAGACGUCCAAAGGGAUUAGCGAAGAAACAGGCCCUAGCAGCUAUUGGUCAAGGAAGACUUAUUGCAUUAUGGGAUAACCUCUUUUCACAGUUAUCACAACCAAUUUCGCAGAUAUUGCUUACCAGGGGUGACAUAUCGGAUCGCACGCGAUAUCUUAACGCUGUAAAUACCUUCUCUGAGUUGCUCGAUAUGGGCGUAGUACCGAUCGUCAAUGAAAACGACACGAUAAGCGUCUCCGAAAUAAAGUUCGGUGAUAACGACACACUAUCAGCAAUCACAGCUGCGAUGGUACACGCCGAUUACCUCUUUUUAAUGACAGACGUUGAUUGUCUAUACACAGAUAACCCACGCAAGAACCCCGACGCGAGACCAAUUAGCGUUGUCAAUGAUAUAGCUGAGAUACGUAAGACUGUAUCAACUUCAACAAUGGGUAGCUCUCUCGGUACUGGUGGAAUGGAAACCAAGAUUAUUGCAGCAGAGUUAGCAACAGGUGCGGGUGUCACAACUGUAGUUUGUCAUGGCGCACACCCAGAGCGUAUAUUUGACAUUAUCACUGCACCAGGUGGUGAAGAAGGUGGAUCAUUGGCUGCUCCCCCACACACAGCUUUCCUUGCAAAGAGAAACCCGUUGCGUGAUCGUAAGUGGUGGAUCCUUAAUGGUUUGCAUCCAGCGGGUGAGAUAGUAGUUGAUUUAGGUGCAGCAAAAGCACUGAUAAAAGGUGGCGGUAGACUUCUACCAGCUGGUGUCGUAGCUGUUAAAGGCGCUUUUGCAAUUGGCCAAGCCGUUAGUAUAACUAUUGCUAAUCAAACUGAGAAGAAUUCUUUCCCAAGUAUAUCCCCAUUGUCACUAGCUGCUAUCAAAAUGAGCGAUGAGAGUUAUCCACCAACGCCAAACCUUGCUCCCCAGAAUAUUAGCAGUAGUGUCUCAUCACUUGAAACAAGCAUUGCUGGUGGAUUCACGACUGUUGAUUCGACGGAGAAUUUGGAAUUUGGCAGAGGAUUGGCUAAUUACAAUUCAACAGACAUAGAUCGUGUUAAAGGGCAUAAAAGUUCGUUGAUAGCAGACAUACUAGGAUUUGCAGAUUCUGAGCACGUUGUUGAACAAAUAGUAAUCAAAUACAAUCCAUUCCAAACGUCUACAUCUUAAUAAUUUCGAGAUACUUAUAAUUAUAAUAUUAAAUAUAUAAUAAAUGCAUUAGAUUAUAAAAA
Messenger RNA from Wallemia mellicola CBS 633.66, 1497 nucleotides. RefSeq names its product glutamate 5-kinase. The transcript has 4 exons. Gene Ontology annotation, molecular function: RNA binding; ATP binding; glutamate 5-kinase activity. NCBI's taxonomy places the organism in Eukaryota, Fungi, Basidiomycota, Wallemiomycetes, Wallemiales, Wallemiaceae. Gene Ontology annotation, cellular component: cytosol; cytoplasm. The record is from RefSeq and is a predicted model, not a curated record. The coding region runs from base 53 to 1435 and encodes 460 amino acids.